Messenger RNA from Nymphaea colorata (pocket water lily), 1988 nucleotides. RefSeq names its product nuclear transport factor 2. Bases 389 to 1828 code for a protein of 479 amino acids. Gene Ontology annotation, cellular component: ribonucleoprotein complex; cytosol. Gene Ontology annotation, molecular function: mRNA binding. Lineage: Eukaryota; Viridiplantae; Streptophyta; Magnoliopsida; Nymphaeales; Nymphaeaceae. The transcript is spliced from 10 exons. The record is from RefSeq and is a predicted model, not a curated record.
UUUCCUUUUUGUGUUGCUUCUUCCUUCUCGAAAGCGAAUACCGUCCCGAUAGCGCACGCCGAGACCCGCAGGACGAGAUUGUAAAGCGAAGGGGCGCAUCUGGCCGUCCGAUCCUCAACAUCGGUGCAUCCUUGACCGUUCAUUUCCCUCCCCUGAGAUCUCGAAUAUCUCGAGGCGGCGGCGGCGGCUGCUGGUGCGGUGCUGUUUUCUCGUCGGAUCCUCGCCGGGAUCGAUUAUCUUGUUAUCGCGUCCGUCCGCAUUCCAGGUUUUUCCAGAUCUUGGCUGCCGUGCCGAUCCUGUUCUGGGAGGUUUCCGGCGAACUGGUGCCGGAUUUGGGGGGUUAGGGUUAGGGUUUGGUCUUGGUGCUGCAUGUGUUUUCCGUGAAACAAUGGCAAGUGCUUACUCGGCUCCGGUAGCUGCAUUCCAGGUGGGUAACUACUUCGUGAGACAGUACUAUCAGGUGCUUCAGCAACAGCCUGACUACUGCCACCAGUUUUACAAUGAGGCGAGCACGAUGGUCCGUUAUGACGGAGAUAAGUGUGAGACGGCCACUGCGAUGCUGCAAAUACAUUCGCUUGUCAUGUCUCUGAGCUUUACGGGAAUUGAGAUCAAAUUGGCACACUCUGUUGAUUCCUGGAACGGUGGCAUUCUGGUGACGGUAGCUGGUUCUGUCCAGACAAAGGACUCAAAAGGCCGCAGGAAAUUCAUACAGACAUUUUUUCUUGCCCCUCAGGAGAAAGGAUACUUUGUUCUAAAUGAUAUUUUUCACUUUGUUGAUGAAGAACCCGUCAUCCAACAUCCACCGAGCAUGUUGGCCCAUGCUAAUUUUGAUGCACAGCACAACACAUCCAACUCGCUCGAAGAGCCUGUUGCAGAUUACAUUCUUAGUGGUGAGGUGGAGCCCACAGACUUUGUACCCCAACCACAUCCUGAAGAGACUGCCACCACUGAGGAGUAUGUCCUUCCAGAGCAGCAUCAAGUUUCUGAAGCAAACAGCUUUGUGGAAGAAGCAGCUGAUAACUGCAGCUCAAUUCCAUAUGCAGUAGUGGACAAUACUAUUCCAGAAGCAGCACCAUCUCCUGUUGACGAGCCCAUUGAACCUGUUAAACAAACCUAUGCAUCCAUUUUGCGGGUUGCAAAAAGCUCCUCAGGGCCUACAUCAGCUACUCAGGUAUUAAGCAAAAGUGCUUCCCUAAACUCAGAAUGGCAGCAGACAGCACAGUCUACAUCAUACAUGUCAAAUCAAUCGCAAAAUCCAGCACUGGCAUUGCCAGAAAAGGUUCUCGAAGUAACUGAUGAAAUUUCUACAACAGAGGAAGAAGAUGGAUCUAGUAUGAUGCCAGGAGAUAUUAGCAAGUCUGUUUAUGUGAGGAAUCUGCCCACUACAGUCUCGCCUUCUGAAAUUAAGCAGGAGUUGAAGGCGUUUGGUAAGAUCAAGCCAGAGGGUGUUGUUGUCCGGAGCCGCAAGGAUAUUGGUAUCUGUUAUGCCUUCGUUGAAUUUGAAGAUGUGUCAUCUGUUCAAAAUGCAAUCAAGGCUUCUCCAGUUCAAAUCGGUGGAAGGCAGGUGCACAUUGAGGAGCGGAGGCAAAACAGCAGCUCAACACGCGGAAGAAGGGGAAGAGGAAGGGUUGGCUAUCAAACAGAAGCACCAAGAGGAAGAGGCGGCUUUGGUGCAAGGUCCUUUGGUCGGAGCAGUGGACCAGAUGGAGAGCGAGAGUACAGCAGCAGGAGGGGUAAUGGUUACCAUUCCCGUACCCUUCGGCAAGAGAGAGGAAUCCUGGGAAGCCAGACUGCGAGGAAUGGACAAUCCCAAUCUGAUGCUCUCUAAUUUAGUGGUGUUUGAAAAUUUUGAGUGGCAAUGUGAACUGAGGUGUAGUUGCGUCUAUCCUUCAUUGAACACUUAAUUCUACGAGAAAUAUAUUCAUGUAUGUGUUGAGGGUACCGCUUGAUUAUUGAUUUUGAAGAAGAGAUACUAGCACUGUUUUCCU